CUUCCUGUGGAGAGGGAGGCGGAGCAGGCGGAGGUGCUGGAGCACAGGAGUGCCUGUCUCCGGCCCCAGGGACCAGGGGGCCAGAUUCACCGCUGCCUGGGCAGGAGGAAGGCAGCUGGGGAGCGGGGGGGGGGGGCAGGAGCUGAUUCUCCAGUGACACCGCCACGGACUCUGCCAGGUUUCCUUUUGUUCAGCUUUUGCUGUAGGAAUCUCUCUCUUGACUGGCUGAGGCCAGGGGCCUUAGGCUGCUGAGCCAGCCUGGCUCAAGAUGGCCUCCUCAGGGGCCCCAGGGACACGCAUGACCUCCACGGUCAGCAUCAACAUCUCCACUCCAAGCUUCUAUAGCCCCCAGAAGAAAUUUGCACCGGUUGUUGCUCCCAAGCCCAAAGUGAACCCGUUUAAAGCUGGUGGUGCCGUGCCCGGAAAUGCCUUGGAGCAGACAUUGCCUCCACCAGCUGGGGCUUGUGCCCAGAUGGGGAAGGUGGGUGAGAUCCCAACAGCCACAGCAUCUUCUCUUGCUGAAGAUCUCCCACUGCCGCCACCCCCCCCUCCUGGAGAAGAUAUGGUUGUCUCCUCAAACAGCGCUUUCCCUCCUCCGCCUCCCCCAUUUAUGGAGCCGUUUCCCCCACCUCCAGAAGAUGUCUUCCCGUCUCCUCCUCCUCCAAUUGUGGUGGAAGAGCACGCAUCUCUGAGUGGGCUGCCUGCCCCCCAGGGGCAGGUCCGCGGGAAGGUGAGCAGUAUUGAUUUGGAGAUGGACUCUUUGUCCUCAAUGCUGGAUGACAUGGAGAAGAACGAUCCCUUCAAACCCCGGCUGUCUCCCGGGUGUUUGGUCACUGCCGGAUGCGGAUCGCAAAGUUCCUCGGAAAGCGUGGCUCCACCUAAAGACGUCCCUGCUCCUGUUUCUUUUCCUUCCAACGCUGCCUCCAGUCCCAGUGUCAAUUACCUGUCCAAACCGUCAGGAGAAGCAUGUCCAGCUCCUCCUCCACCCUGGGUGACUUCGAAGCAGCGCAGAGACUUGCUGCCAGCAGCGCCGCUCCCUGCUCCGCCACCCGCUCCUCCUGCUCCAGCAGCCCCCAAGGGCCCUCCCCCCCCUGCCGCUCCUGCCCCCAGAUUUGUCCCUAAGCCAGUUCCGAGCGUUUCUUCCGGGUUUUCCAGGCCAGCUGCUCCAGCCUCUCCUCAGCCUCGCUUGCCUGCUCCUCCCGGUGCUGGUCCAGCCCCGAAGCCACAGCCGCCCACUUUCACUUACGCACAACAACGGGAAAGGCCCCUGGUCCAGGAGAAGCCGUGCCCCACCAUCCAGCCGCCUGCCCCACGAGACAUGCGCAACCCAGCCACCUUUGCGAACACGGAGUCAGAUCCUCCCAGGGGAGGUCCUGCUCUGACCAUGAAGGAGGUAGAAGAGCUGGAGAUGUUAACUCAGAAGCUCAUGAAGGACAUGGACCACCCUCCUCUUGCAGAGGCCUCCACUUCUGAGGUGUGUGGCCUGUGCAGUAAGGCCCUGUCACGGACACAGCCAGCUGUCCGUGCCCUGGACAGGCUGUUCCAUGUGGAGUGUUUCACCUGUUUCAAGUGUGAGAAGCAGCUGCAGGGGCAGCAAUUCUACAACGUGGACGAGAAGCCCUUCUGCGAGGAAUGCUACGCAGGCACCCUGGAGAAGUGCUGUGUGUGCAAGCAGACCAUUACGGAUCGGAUGCUGCGAGCCACGGGCAGUUCUUACCACCCUCAGUGUUUCACCUGCGUGGUGUGCCACAAACCCCUGGAGGGGGCCUCCUUCAUCGUGGACAAAGCCAACCAGCCCCACUGUGUGGACGAUUACCACAGAAAAUACGCUCCGCGGUGUUCGGUGUGUACUGAGCCCAUUAUGCCAGAACCAGGGAAGGACGAGACUGUCCGAGUGGUGGCCCUGGAGAAGAACUUCCACAUGAAGUGCUACAGAUGUGAGGACUGUGGGAAACCUCUCUCCAUUGAGGCAGAUGACAAUGGCUGUUUCCCCCUCGAUGGCCACGUGCUGUGUAGGAAGUGCCACACCACACGUGUCAAAGCAGCAGGCUGAGCGCCUCGGAGCCUGAUGUGCCCUCGGGGUCUCCCUCACCCCCCGCGCCAGUGGGCCUGAUGCCCCCCUGUGCCCUGUGAUUCUUCCUCCUGCUGCCGCCUCUUCCUGCCCACGUCACUGGGCAUUUUGCCCUAGAGUCUGGUGCUGGGUUAGAUUUUGUGGAUCCAUUCCACUGGCAGGCAUUUCCCUCUGAUGGAAAGCGCCUCCCUUGUGCUGGGGAAGCCUCCUCCUCCUGGGGGAGGAAUGCAUUUCUGCCCAAUGGAUGGCUCCGCAGGAUCCAGCCCAACGUACCUUCCUCCCCUGACCCUCUCCCCUCGCCCUUUCAAAAUGGCACCUUCCUUUCAUCUCUCCUUGCUGCUGAACGUUCUUUCUGAUGCUAUUCAAAGUGACGUGGAGGCUGGUCCUGCUCUAAGCCCUGCCGCCCUCCUGGCUUGGCGAGAGAGAAAUGAAUCCUGGAGAGCAAAGAUGCCGUCUUCCAAGCUGUGCCUCCCCCUGCCCACACUCCCAGGGCCUGCCGGCUGAAGCUUUGCUUUGUGGCAUCCCCCGUUCAGGUUUGGAUCUUGGAACUGCACAUUGAUGCAUGGUGGGGGCGUUGCGUGACCCCCUCAGACUCUGGGCAGGGGGAUGAACUGCUGACUUUGCCUAACUAUUUUCUUUCUGCCAGUGAGAAAAUACUCUUGACUUCAAGGUUGAUGGACCACGUCUUCCCCUGUCCCACUCCACUCCUCACAUUUUUGUUUUUUGUGAUAUUUUGGCUUCACUAUAGUAAGCAAUCCAAAGAACUCAUCUGUUUACAUGGAGCUUGAUAGAGUUUUGAAUUGGUGUUGGGAGAGCCAUCACCUCCCAGGGAGGGGGUUUGUUUGCUCACAGCCUCUGUGUGUGGGGGGGGGGUGCCUUCCAGCUCCCCAUGCAGGUUGCUAGCUGCCUUUGUCUCUUGUGACAGACCCGCAAACUGUUUUUGGAAUUCUCUCUGGCUCGCUGUCAUCAAGCAGUACCCCAGCUCCUGGGCUGAACAGAAUAUUGAAUAUUGUGCUGUCCCAGCCAGUCUCUGUCUCCAAUAAACAUUUGAGGUUUGGGGUUUUGUGUUUUUUGUUUUGUUUGGGGAUGUUUUUUGCCUUGCAACUUCAGCCCUUUCUGUGGUGUGCAUGUGCUCGCUGCAAUGCUGCUUGGCAGUCAUCCAUUCUUCUUAAAAACAUUCUACUUGGUGCCUGGCUUUGCACACCGAAAGACUCGGGAGUACUGUGAAGCAAAAUCGCCCGUCCACACAAUCAGCUUUUCAGUCUGUAUCCAAUUAGAAACAUAAUUUUUGCUGAAAGAAAAUAGUUGGUUUUAAGUAGUUGUCCUCAUGUGUGAGCUUUCCCCUUUUGCUGCUCACAGUCUUAGCAAUUUUCUGUGUAGUGCUUCCUUUCUAAAAAUAAUACUGUGACCUUGUAACUUUUUUAAAAAUGCCAUUGUGUGACCUUUAACCCCACCUCUCUUUUUUUAAUCUGUACAACCUCAGUUUAGAAUUUGAAAUCCAGACGGUUUGGUUCUGUCUCCAUCAUUGCUAACAGAGGUUUUAACAUAUUUUAGGAUCUUCUCAACAUCUGCUUGGUUCCCAACGGCUGAGGGUUAGGCCCUCUGCUGCAUUACAGAGUUAAAGAAGCAGAGGAAGUGGGUUUUUGAGAAGGGCGUUACUGCAAGUCGUGCGACAGCUUUGACUGCUGCCCAGAGAAAGACAAACUCAAACUUUCACGCAGUGGUGAGAAACUGAUCUUGAAUGAAUACCAUUUGAUUGGUUAUGAGCUUUGAGAGUAGAGAAGAAUAUCCGCAAGGAUUCACAAAUCUUACUUUAAAAAAAAUGGAGGAUGUUUUCAGUGGUUAAACUCUGGCUGCUGACAUCUUUUAGAUUCCUGGUAGUUGCUUUUCUUGUGCAUGUUAUUUGGAAGAAAAGAUGGCAUUUUAGCUAGAUCAAGCGGAUACAACUUGCAGUGGUCCAGUUGGACUCACUCCUGCCUCCUGGUUCCGCCUGCUUAAUGAGAAGGGGGUGGAUGGGUGGGCCACACUCUACAGCGGCUGGCUUGGCAGGUCCCCGAUUGUGUCGCCCUGAUCUGGAUCAUGCAGUCCAGUGGCACUCUGUGUGUGUGUUGGAAACAUGUCGGCAUCAGGGUGGUUUAUAUUCCUCAGUUUGACACAAGUGUAGAAAACCUUCAUCCAGCUUAACUUUUGUGAGAAACUUUGCUUUCAUCUUAAAUGAGUUUCUAACUCCUUUGGUGAAAUCUCAGAAACAAGAGGUUGGCUGAAUAAGACCUCCUUCCAGAAGUUUGAAUUUGAGGCUUUGAAGCCUGAUAAGACCUGGGUGUGGCAAGUAGUAAAAGUUAACAUGGUCCACCCCAAAGCUGCAUCUCCUUCUGCAGAUACUUGGUGGUAUUGCAAAUAACAAAGGUCAACAGUGAAAGAGGGUGGCAAAUGUUUGCCUAGUUCUUGAGGUGUUUGUUCAGGCCAAGUGUAGUUUCGUUCCACAGUCCUUUUGAUCUCUCUGCUUUGUCAGCCUACCUACUUCUUAGUAUUUGGGGAACAUACAACUAGCGGACUGUGUUGUAUAGCCAGGGCUGUGUUUGAGAUAGCUCUGUGUGUGUGGGGGGUGGGGGUGGGGGGUGAUGCUCACUUUGCUCCCCAUACCUCUUAGCUUGUGCAAAAAAGCCCUCCCCCUAAUUUUUGUUCCCUUUCAGCAGGAGCAUUUUCUAGUUACUUUUGAGUAGCUUGUUUCCAUCUCUUGACCCUGGAGGCCUUCAGCUUGGAAGGUUACUAAAGAAGUCAUACAGCCAUUUCCAGGAAAGCAGGUCUGGAGCAACUAGUGCUCUGUUCGCAAGGGUGUGUUUUGCAAAUUUUGGAGGCAAGUAGCAAGGUUAUCACAGGCCCACGGUAUAUUUUAGUUCAUCAUUUGCCCUGGACACAGGCCUUAAAUCUCUACGUUUGUGAUAAAUCCUUUCUGAUCCCGAAAGAGUAGGGUUAAUUUUGACACAAAUUUUCUGGAGUUGAUCCUGACAGUUUUUUAAAAAAAUAUCCUAUAAACCUCUUGCUUUACAGAUUUGGUUUGGAAAAGUUGUGCAGAUUCAAAUUUCCCCUGGAUCUACUGAUGGGGCUACUGCAAAAUGCGCUUCCAGUUGUUGUUGUACUAUUGUAGUUUUGGCAAAGUUUUUAUCAGCAGGGAAAUGGCAACCAAGAAUGCCUGAACUUUUCUAGCUCACAGAGGGUCGUUGUAGGUGGGUCUGGGGGUGUUGAACAUGUGGGGGGUUCAUUCUUGUCAAGCAACUAGUGUAAGUAGGGGGAGAUGAGCAGCCAACGACUGGUAGGUGGAGAAAGAGUACCCUUCAGCGUCUGCUUAAUAGCACAAGCCUAGAAGUGAAUCGCCUUGUAACCUGAUCUGCAAGUGCCCUGUCCGGUGAGACUGGGGAGUAAAUGUGCAUAGGUUUGUUACGUAUAGGUUGACUUGUUCUCCGGACAUCUGUGGCUCUUACACAAGGGUUGGAGGUCCUGCUCACACAGUGCUUUGUGGGCCAAUUUUGCCCUCCCAAGUCCCCAUCUAAUGUAUUGUCGAAGGCUUUCACGGCCAGAGAACGAUGGUUGUUGUGUCACAGUGUCACUGUGACACUGAGAGAUCUCUGUCUUUUGGUGCUACGCCUCUGAAGAUGCCAGCCACAGCUGCUGGCGAAACGUCAGGAACUACAAUGCCGAGACCACGGCAAUACAGCCCGGAAAACCCACAACAACCAUCCCCAUCUAAUGAUUAAAAUGGAGGCCUUUGGUUUUAGGGUAGCAUGGGCUUCCAUAUGCAGGAAGAGUUCACUGUUGAGGUUGGCUAGAGGGGUGGCAUAUGACACAUGCAGGGGGGAGCGGUUUACAGAGGCCACCCUUCUUUGGUGCUCUAGUUCAUGAACCAGACAAUGGAUGAGCUAGUACCCCACAGUCAUCCCUAACCAUUCCUGGAUCAUUGUGCACAUAAGCACGCAUGCACCUCUGAUCAGUAACAUCGCACAUAGGACUACAUUUUGUCAUGGGUGAACUAGCCAUAGUCCUCCAAUAGCUUAAGGGGGGCGGGGCGGUAUACAGUAAUACCUUUGUGGCCGUUCUCAUUCAGUGACAACUCACAAUUUUUCAACUUAUCAUGCAUGUCAUGUGUUUAUAACCAUACUCCUGCUUGCCAGCACCUGGCACCUUUUAAUUGCCUCGGGGAGAGGGGACAGACUUGUACUGCAAUAAAUUAAAAGGUGCUCUUGG
Messenger RNA from Eublepharis macularius, 6313 nucleotides. RefSeq names its product zyxin (gene ZYX). Gene Ontology annotation, biological process: transforming growth factor beta receptor signaling pathway; integrin-mediated signaling pathway. Lineage: Eukaryota; Metazoa; Chordata; Lepidosauria; Squamata; Eublepharidae. The record is from RefSeq and is a predicted model, not a curated record.